Messenger RNA from Cavia porcellus (domestic guinea pig), 2100 nucleotides. RefSeq names its product fasciculation and elongation protein zeta 2 (gene Fez2). Gene Ontology annotation, cellular component: cytoplasm; axon. The coding region runs from base 32 to 1192 and encodes 386 amino acids. NCBI's taxonomy places the organism in Eukaryota, Metazoa, Chordata, Mammalia, Rodentia, Caviidae. The transcript is spliced from 10 exons. The record is from RefSeq and is a predicted model, not a curated record.
GGGGCGGGGCGCGCAACUGCAGCGGGCGGCUAUGGCGGCCGACGGCGACUGGCAGGAUUUCUAUGAGUUCCAGGAGCCGGCCGGAAGCCUCCUGGAUCAGGAGAACUGUAACGCGAGCCCCGAGGCCGGGGUCGGGGCCGGGGCCGCGGUCGGAGUCGGGGCCGGGGCAGGGGCGGGCGGGGGCGGCGACGGCUUCCCGGCGCUGGCUUGCAGCCUGGAGGAGAAGCUGAGCCUGUGCUUCCGCCCCGCCGUGCCCGGCGCCGAGCCCCCGCGGGCGGCCGUGCGGCCCAUCACGGAGCGCAGCCUGCUGCAGGGGGACGAGAUCUGGAAUGCCCUGACAGAUAAUUUUGGAAAUGUCAUGCCUGUAGACUGGAAGUCAUCCCACACUAGGACUCUACAUUUGCUUACUCUGAAUCUCUCAGAAAAAGGGAUAAACGAUGGUUUGCUUUUUGACACAUCAGAUGACGAAGAGCUGAGAGAACAGUUGGAUAUGCAUUCAAUCAUUGUCUCUUGUGUCAAUGAGGAGCCCCUCUUCACGGCAGACCAGGUUAUUGAAGAAAUUGAAGAAAUGAUGCAGGAAUCACCAGACCCAGAAGAUGAUGAGACCCCUACACAGUCAGAUCGGCUGUCAAUGCUGUCCCAAGAGAUUCAGACUCUGAAGAGAUCUAGUAUGAGCAGCUAUGAAGAGAGGGUGAAGAGGCUGUCCGUGUCUGAGUUAAACGAGCUCCUGGAAGAAAUCGAGACUGCCAUUAAGGAGUACUCCGAGGAACUGGUGCAGCAGUUGGCCCUGCGAGAUGAACUGGAGUUUGAAAAGGAAGUAAAAAACAGCUUUAUUUCUGUCCUUAUCGAAGUGCAGAACAAACAGAAAGAGCACAAAGAAUCAGCCAAAAAGAAAAAGAAACUAAAAAAUGGCAGCUCUCAGAAUGGGAAGAACGAGAGAAGUCACGUGCCGGGCACACGCUUCAGCAUGGAAGGGAUCUCAAAUGUCAUUCAGAAUGGCCUCCGCCACACCUUUGGAAAUGCAGGUGGAGAGAAACAGUAUUUGACCACAGUCAUUCCUUAUGAGAAAAAAAAUGGACCACCAUCUGUUGAAGAUCUUCAGAUAUUAACAAAAAUUCUUCUUGCCAUGAAGGAUGACAGUGAGAAAGUUCCGAGUUUGUUAACUGACUAUAUUUUGAAAGCAUUGGUAUGAAGGCUGGAUUGUUCGGAGUUCUGUGUCCCACCUAGAGCAGCAUUACUCGAGGAGCAGCUUUCUCUUCCACGGACUACAAAUGUGAUGUCCUAUAGCAUUAUUCAGAACGCUGGCCACCGUGUCCUUCCUGCUGUUGGAAACCCAGCACACUUGAACUUGGGUUUGUGAUACAGUAUUAAUAGAUCAUGACUUCACUAAUGCUCUGUUUAUAGAACCCGGAGAACUAUGGCAUUCAAAUUCUAGAGAUGGUUUUCGGUAAACCUGCUAACAAUGAUGAAACUCUUCUCUUAGUAGAGAGAUAAAUUGUGCAUGUGCAGUUACAGUUUUCUAGUAUGCUCCUUUGAGUUUGUACGGCUUUCUACAUCUAAAUUGCACUGAAGAACUAGCGUGAAGCUUUGAGAUUUAUACCGCAGCUAUUCUUCAGUGUUGGCAAGAACAGAUUUUUAUAAGACAACUGUACGUAUUACCCACCAGUAUUGUCCGGAGACCAAAACUGAAAUUUGUGCCGUUUGGAGGACGCCACACCGGAAGCGUUACGGCUCGUGGACCCCACCUCGGCGGGUGACCGGCCUGGGAGCCCGCCGCUGGUUUCGCCGCUGUUCCCAUUUUCACCAUGGCGUUGCCAUGUCUCUCUCGUGUUCCCUGUAGCUGUGUCAGUUUUGUGUGUCUGUGACGAAGUGUACUUUAAAGGAGCCUGUAUCCUUCCUGGUGCUUAAGAAACUGCUGCAGCACUGCCCACACGGAGCCCUAACGGUUCUGUCGCUUGUCCCCGUGUGUCCCCAUUUCCCAUCUUCCCUGUAGUCCUAAUUCGACACAGCUACUCACCGACAUAUCACUCAUCAUGAACCAUGUUGCCAGUUUCAAUCAAGUUGAUGGUGUUUAAUAAAUGUAAAAACAUACAUUCUUAA